Microtus ochrogaster (prairie vole) is the source of this 997-nucleotide messenger RNA. It is a transcript of the gene Fam3d, whose product is annotated as family with sequence similarity 3 member D. Lineage: Eukaryota; Metazoa; Chordata; Mammalia; Rodentia; Cricetidae. The transcript has 10 exons. The coding region runs from base 108 to 782 and encodes 224 amino acids. The record is from RefSeq and is a predicted model, not a curated record.
GGGCAGUUGGUCCAGCCAGGACUCAAGGCAUCAUCGGCUGAUUCUACACCCCUUCUCCACCAAGGUAACGCUGACCCCGCUGACUCCGAGCCGUUCUCCUCGGCAGGAUGAGAGUGACAGGUCUGGUUCGCGUUGUGGCCUUCGUCUUCACCAUGGUUGCCAUGUGGGUCUUUCUCCGCAGCUACGUCAGCAUCAACAGGAAAACCAUCCGUCUGCCGCGCUGGCUGGCAGGCGUGCCCCCCAAGGAGAUCCGGGUCCCGAACACCAAGUGUGGGCUCAGCAAGCCCUGCCUAGACAAUUUCUUCGCAUUUAAACUCAGCACUGGGGCUGCCAACGUCGUGGGCCCCUCCAUGUGCUUUGAAAAUGAAAUUAUCAUGAGUCCAGUGAGAAACAACGUGGGCAGAGGCCUGAAUAUUGCGCUGGUGAACGGAUCUACAGGACAGGUGACGGAAAAGGGCAGCUUUGACAUGUACUCUGGAGAACCCAAACUCCUGAUAGAGUUCCUUGAAAAAAUUCCAGAUAGCACGCUGGUGCUGGUAGCCUCCUAUGAUGACCCAGGUACCAAAAUGAAUGACAAAAUCAGGACGCUCUUCUCCAACCUGGGGAGUUCCUACGCAAAUCAGCUGGGCUUCCGGGACAGCUGGGUCUUCUUAGGUGCCAAAGACCUCAAGGAUAAAAGCCCAUAUGAGCAGUUCUUAAAAAACAACCCAGAAACAAACAAAUAUGAAGGUUGGCCGGAGUUACUAGAGCUGGAGGGCUGUGUGCCACGGAAGGUGUUUUAGAGUGGCCAUGGCCGGAAAGACAUGCCCAACUGAACUUGAGAGCCGUGCUCAAGGUUGCUGGAUCUGUGCUGAUGGGAGCUGACCAGGAAGAAGAAGGGAGAAGCCAUAUGAGAUGCGCUGACUAUCCCACACACAAUGUGACUCACUUCUCUGAGGAAACAACAGCUUCCCACGCCCCACAGUGACCAGCCUGGGGAUGGGCAGCCACACGGGGC